Messenger RNA from Cavenderia fasciculata, 453 nucleotides. RefSeq lists its product as uncharacterized. NCBI's taxonomy places the organism in Eukaryota, Evosea, Eumycetozoa, Acytosteliales, Cavenderiaceae. The coding region runs from base 1 to 453 and encodes 150 amino acids. The record is from RefSeq and is a predicted model, not a curated record. The transcript is spliced from 2 exons. Gene Ontology annotation, molecular function: actin binding.
AUGACACCUAUUAAAGUAGAAGAAAUGAGUUUAACAAAAAAAACAAUUAAUGAACAAUUAAUUAAAGAUUUCCUUGGAAAUGAAUUAUUUCAAUCAGUAUUAAUUUUAGGAUUGGAUGGUAAAGUUUAUGCUUAUAAUAAAUCACCAGAACCAGGAGAGAUCGAUCAAAUUGUCAAAGGAUUCAAGAGUAUCAAAAAAAUGGAAUCAUUUUCUCUUAUUGGUGAAAAAUUUAUAAUCUGUAUAAAGGAUGAAAAACCAACGUCCAAAGUAUACGCUCAAAAUGAUAGACUUGGUUGUAUUGUCAUCCAAAGUAAAAAGGCUUUCAUCAUUGGAAUGUUUCCAAAAAAAUUAGAAGUACAUCCAAGAAUUUGUUAUCUUGACAAUUAUUGUAAACAAUUUGAUGCUCAAGAUUAUUCUUAUUUAAAUAAUCAAAAUAUUAAAAUUGUCAUGUAA